UAAUAAUAUUAUUACAUAAUUAAAUUCUUUCAUCUUCCUAACAGAGAGAGAGGAUCGUCCUCUCAGCGACGCUGAUCCCAACUGUUCCAGUACCAAAUCUCUGUGUCCCAAUCCAACAGAUCCUUCUUUUAAGCUAAACCCACCAUUUUUUUUUUUUUUUCUGAAACCCAUUUCUUAUCUCUCGCCGGACCUUCAGAUUUUACCUCAAAACCAUGUCCAAAUCUCCUCUGCAUCUCCUCUUUCUCCUCUUUUUCCUUGUCCUCUGUUCCCAAUCCUACAGCUCCCGCCUUCCUUCCAUUUCUUCCAUCACUUCUUCUUCUUCUUCCUCCUCCUCCUCUGAUCUGGUCUCCGAUGGCGUCAAUGAGUUGCAGGAACCCUCUUAUCUGCAUCUCAAUACGCUUUCUUCAUUCUCUGCACCAGAGGAAGAGUCUUGCGAGCAGUCUUAUGGGUUUCUGCCCUGUACCACCACUGCUUUGGGGAAUCUCUUUUUGAUUAUCGUUUAUGGGUAUUUGAUGUUUUUGGCUGCUAAGUAUUUGUCUACUGGAAGCGAGCUAUUGUUGGAGAUCUUGGGACCUGGAAUUGUGGGGGGAUUAUUCCUUCCUGCGCUUGGUGCUCUUCCUGAUGCCAUGUUGAUUCUCGUUUCUGGUCUUGCAGGAAGUGCUGAGGUUGCACAAAGCCAGGUCUCUGUUGGAAUGGGUCUACUAGCUGGCUCAACUGUCAUGCUUCUUACACUGAUCUGGGGCACAUGUGUGAUUGUUGGGAAGUGUGACCUUCAAGAUUCAGUUGCCAUAGAUUCACAGGAUACAAAAGGGUUUAGCUUGACUGAAUCUGGAGUUAGCACUGAUAUUUGGACCAGCUAUGCAGCCAGGAUUAUGGUUAUAUCUGUUGUUCCAUUUUUAAUCGUUCAACUUCCACAAAUGCUCAAUUCAACAUCAGGAAGGCACUUGGCAGUGUUGAUUGCUCUUAUAGUCUCUGUUUCAAUGUUCAUUACCUAUUGCCUUUACCAGGUCUUCCAACCAUGGAUUCAAAGGAGGAAACUUGCCUUUGUCAAGCACAAGCAUGUUAUAUUUGGAUUUUUAAGACAUUUAAAACAGCAAACACUUGGAAGACUCCUGACAGAGAAUGGGGAGCCAGAUAAAGAAAUAAUAGAGAAGUUAUUUUCAAGAAUUGAUGUGAACAAGGAUGGACUUCUUUCAGCUUCUGAACUGAGAGCACUAAUCGUUGGUAUUCAGUUUGACGAGAUCGACUUAGACCAUGAUGAUGCUGUUGACAAAAUAAUGAAUGACUUUGAUACUUCUCGUGAUUCCCAUGUUGAUUCUAAUGAGUUUGGCAAUGGAAUCAUUAGGUGGCUUUCUCAAGUUCAAGGUUCAAGAACUGGCAGAGGUGAUGAUGGUCCUCACACAAUGAAGUAUCUGCAUAACUUUCAUCAAGAAACAAAGAGAGAACACGAUUUGCUGGAUGUUGGGGAACAAAGCGAUGAGGUUGUAGAGGGCGUCGAAGAGGGCAAGGGGGUCUUGAUAAAAGCUAUACUCUUCUUGUUACUUGGAACCGCCAUUGCUGCUGCCUUUGCUGACCCUUUGGUUGAUGUCGUACAUAACUUCUCCAAUGCAACUAAAAUCCCUGCGUUCUUUAUUUCAUUUAUUGCUCUGCCAUUAGCAACCAACUCCAGUGAAGCAGUUUCUGCUAUUAUCUUUGCAAGCCGUGACAAGCGAAAAACUGCCUCCUUAACAUUUUCCGAGCUAUAUGGAGCAGUGACAAUGAACAAUGUCCUUUGCCUAUCAGUUUUCUUGGCUCUUGUUUACUUGAGAGGAUUGGUUUGGAACUUUUCAUCUGAAGUGCUGGUCAUUCUCGUCGUUACAGUUGUAAUGGGAGUCAUGGGUAGCUUCCGAACUGCCUUCCCGCUCUGGACAUCUCUGGUGGCUCUCCUUCUCUACCCCUUCUCUCUUGUGCUGGUCUAUGUUCUUGAUUAUGUCUUUGGUUGGUCAUAGAUCAGUUGGCGUUUUGAGUUCUAUUCAAGGGGUUUAUUCCUUUAAAUUUCCGGAUGUUUUUGCACAUACUCUCUGCUGAGCCGAUGUUAUACAAUAACUCUUCUGCUCUCUUUUUAUUUGCUUCA
Messenger RNA from Cucumis melo (muskmelon), 2113 nucleotides. Its product is annotated as sodium/calcium exchanger NCL. Lineage: Eukaryota; Viridiplantae; Streptophyta; Magnoliopsida; Cucurbitales; Cucurbitaceae. Gene Ontology annotation, biological process: intracellular calcium ion homeostasis; calcium ion transmembrane transport. Gene Ontology annotation, molecular function: calcium ion binding; calcium:proton antiporter activity. Gene Ontology annotation, cellular component: membrane. The transcript has 7 exons. Bases 213 to 1988 code for a protein of 591 amino acids. The record is from RefSeq and is a predicted model, not a curated record.